Haliotis rufescens (red abalone) is the source of this 1499-nucleotide messenger RNA. Its product is annotated as 3-oxoacyl-[acyl-carrier-protein] reductase FabG-like. Bases 4 to 939 code for a protein of 311 amino acids. Gene Ontology annotation, molecular function: oxidoreductase activity. The transcript has 9 exons. NCBI's taxonomy places the organism in Eukaryota, Metazoa, Mollusca, Gastropoda, Lepetellida, Haliotidae. The record is from RefSeq and is a predicted model, not a curated record.
CACAUGUACAGGACUGACAAGUAUCUGCACAUAGGAACCAUGUUUCGAAAGCUGCUCCAGUUUACCCGUGUGUUUCAGACUGGACAUAGACGCCAACAUACCAGUCAGACGUCUUCCAAACCGGUGGCAAUUGUAACAGGCGGCAGUAGUGGUAUAGGGCGUGGUAUAGCGGAGGAGCUAGCACGGACAGGGUAUGCGCUGACCAUUCACGGUAGGAGUGUCGCCGGCCUCAACGCCACAGCUGACCUGUGUGUGGCUGCUGGUUGCGAUGAUAUUUUGUGUGUGGAAGGCGACUUGAGCAAAGACGACAUACUUGAGAACAUACCAGCACAAACACUGAAGAAAUUUGGCAGAAUAGAUGCCCUAAUCAACAAUGCAGGUGAAGCAUUCCACCCAGAUAAGAUGUCACUUUUCGAUACUUCACUGUUUGACCGUAUUCUCAGCGUUAAUCUCAGGGCACCUGUUGUCCUUUCAAAGCACGCUUUGGGAGCCCUCAAAGUGACCAAAGGAAGUAUCCUGAACAUCUCAAGUGUCACCGUCGACAACUGCCGAAUGCUGGUUUAUGGAGUUUCAAAGGCAGGAUUGGAACAUUUUACAAAGGUGCUUGCUUUAGAGGUUGCUUCGGCGGGGGUGCGGGUCAACAGCAUAAAGCCAGGUGCCCUUAUGACCAGUGUGUGGGGACGGUUCAGCAACCUCACGGCCGAAGAAGAAGCACAGCUGGAGGAGAAACUCACCCACUAUUUCCACCCCAUCCGUCGUCUUACAACUCAGGAAGACAUUAACCAUGCGGUGACGUUCAUGUUGUCGGACAAAGCUAGUUUCAUAACCGGAGCCAGUAUUCCAGUCACUGGCGGAGCUCACAUGCCCUUCGACGGUCGUGUCCUGAAACACCUGGAGAGGACGGGCAGUGGCUCUAACCAAAAGGCUGAACGUGAAUAGCUGAAAGACUGGAUCGGAUACAUGAUUGUGUACCAUGCCUUGUAUCUUUGCACCCGUCACUGUAAUGUACCUCUUCGUUUUAACAUGUGCUUUCAUGCUGUCUUUUCGUAUCGCAUUGGCGAAACAAUUUUAAAACAUGAUCAACACUGCCAAAACACCCCAGUACACUUGCACAUCUCACAUCUUGGAACAGGUUAUAUUUCACGUGAAUAUAAGGUUUUUCUUCGCUACUUAAUUCUUUGUCUUGUUGGUUCAUUCUUGAAUACUAGUAUCAUGUUAUCGCCCCCUAUACCACAAAAUGUCAACUCAACUUUAUGUUUUGAUGACGUGUUAGUAGAAAGGCACACGUUUGACUUGUUAUUUUCUCAAUACAAAGGCCUUAAAUCAUUUGAAAUAGUUUUAAAAGGAUUAAACAUCAGCUGUAGCAUCACCAUGUAAUGUAUUUGGCAUCUUAUCAUCGGACCCGUGAAGAUCCGGGGUAGAAUAGGUCUUCAGCAACCCAUGCUUGCCGUAAAAGACGGCUGUGUUUGUCGUAACAGACGACUAAUGAGAUCGGGUGG